Messenger RNA from Momordica charantia (bitter melon), 3577 nucleotides. RefSeq lists its product as uncharacterized. Gene Ontology annotation, biological process: protein phosphorylation. Lineage: Eukaryota; Viridiplantae; Streptophyta; Magnoliopsida; Cucurbitales; Cucurbitaceae. Gene Ontology annotation, molecular function: ATP binding; protein kinase activity; protein binding. The record is from RefSeq and is a predicted model, not a curated record.
AAUUACAGAGGAGAGAGAGAGAAGAGAGAGAGAGCAAACCCCGGCGGGCGGCGGCGGCGACGGCGACGGCGGCGAAUGUUCCGGCGAACGUUACUCUACCAAUUCUCCGCUCAUCUCCUUGGAUUCUCUUUCCUGAAACUGUAACAAGUCCCUUCCAAGUGUUCGUCUCUGGACCUCACUGAGUCACUUUAACGGUUUUCUGCUUUUUCUCUUCAAGAAUCUUCGUCAACUCCGAGAAAUUUUUUUUUCCAAUGGCCUUUCAUUCGUGAAUGCGGCUAGUUUUCUUUGCACUGUAGGAUUUGGGUUUUCUAACAUUUCUGGACCUUCGUAGGAGUUCUUUUCGUUUUCUCGGAGAUUUUUCUUGUAUGUAUGUUAUAUAGCGAACUAGAAUCGAGUAAUUACUCUCAGUCUGAGCCGGUUUGAGUCAUUUGCAAGAGAAAUAUCCGAGGUCUCUGUAAUUUGUGGUGUUUAGUUCAGUAUCUUCCUUCUAUGGCUUUCUUGUGUUGUUUUCGUCUUCGAAUUUAGCGGACAAUGCGAGCAUUGUUGAAGAUGAAAUGGCUGCUUGAGUUCUUCGUCUUGUUCGUUUUGGCUCCUCUCUGCGUAAGAUGUCUAAACCUACCUCUAAACGACGACGUUUUGGGCCUGAUAGUGUUUAAAGCCGCUGUUCAAGAUCCGAAGCAGAAGCUCGCGACCUGGGACGAAGAGGACGAUAGCCCCUGCAACUGGACCGGCGUCAAAUGCAGUCCCAGAUCCAACCGCGUCGUCGAGCUCAACCUUGAUGGCUUCUCUCUCUCGGGUCGGCUCGGUCGGGGGCUUUUCCAGCUGCAGUUUCUGCAGAAAUUGUCGCUCUCGAAAAACAAUCUUACUGGAAAUAUUAGCCCUAAUUUCGCUCGAGUCGACAAUCUACAGGUGAUUGAUUUGAGCGGGAAUAAUUUCUCUGGGACAGUUCCGGAGGAUGUUUUUCGUCAAUGUGGGUCUUUGAGAGUUCUUUCCUUGGCAAACAACAAAUUUUCCGGGAACAUUCCUGAUAGUUUUAGCUCGUGUACAAGUCUGAUUGCAGUUAACUUGUCCUCGAAUCAGUUUUCGGGUCCUUUGCCUUCUGGGAUUUGGUCUUUUAGCGGGCUUCGAUCUUUGGACUUGUCUGAUAAUGCUGUGGAGGGUGAAAUUCCGAAGAUAAUCGAGAAUUUUCAUAAUCUGCGGACUCUUAACUUGAGGAGGAAUAGAUUUUCUGGGCAGCUUCCUGAUGGUAUUGGGAAUUGUUUGCUUCUGAGGUCUAUUGAUCUUAGUGAGAAUUCUUUCUCUGGGAAUCUUCCUGAAACUAUGCAGAAACUUGUUUUGUGUGGUAAUCUAAUUUUAAGCGGGAAUUUGUUCGAAGGAAACGUUCCAGAGUGGAUAGGAGAGAUGAAGAGCCUGGAGACUCUGGACUUCUCUGGGAACAAUUUUUCUGGCCACAUUCCAACUACAAUGGGGAACCUUCAAUAUCUAAAAGUACUGAAUCUCUCUUCAAAUGGCUUUACUGGUAACUUUCCGGGGUCUGUGACGAAAUGCCAAAGCCUUUUGGCCGUAGAUUACAGUCAUAAUUCAAUCACGGGUACUCUUCAGGCGAUUGGAAAUUUAGGCCAGCUGCAGUUUCUAAACCUGUCUGGGAAUUCUUUUGUUGGUCCCAUUCCAGAGACUAUUGGAGAUCUGAAAGCUUUGAGCAUUCUUGAUUUGAGUAGAAAUAGGCUGAACCAGAGCAUUCCCGAGGCAAUUGGAGGGGCCAUGUCUCUAAUGGAGCUGAAGCUGGAUGAAAACUUUCUAGGGGGUGGAAUUCCUGCUUCAAUUGGGAACUGUUCUUCCCUUACAACUUUGUUCAUAUCACACAAUAACUUAACCGGCCCAACACCGAUGGCAUUAGCAAAACUCUCUUAUCUUCAAAAUGUUGACUUAUCCUUUAAUAACCUCAAUGGAACCCUUCCAAAGCCAUUGUCUAAUCUUCCAAACCUUCUUGUGUUCAAUAUUUCUCACAAUAACCUUGAGGGCGAGCUGCCUGGCGGUGGAUUCUUUAACACCAUUUCCCCUUCAUCCGUUGCUGGAAAUCCGUCCCUAUGUGGGUCUGUGGUUAAGAAGUCUUGCCCUUCUGUCCUUCCGAAACCCAUUGUUCUUAAUCCCAACUCUACUUCAGAUUCCACUUCCAAUUCCCUGCCUCCAAGUCUAGGAGGUCACAGAAGAAAUAGAAACAUCCUCAGCAUUUCUGCACUCGUUGCCAUUGGUGCAGCUGCCUUCAUCAUCAUUGGUGUAAUAUCGAUCACCAUCCUCAACCUUCGCGUUCAGUCGCCCAUGUCGUCUUCAUCUGCAGCUGCGCUUGCAUUAUCUAUUGGGGACGAUUUCAGUCAUUCCUCCAGUCCUGAUGCGAAUUCUGGAAAGCUUGUGGUGUUAUCAGGAGAACUCGACUUCAGCACAGGAGCACAUGCCCUGCUCAACAAGGAUUGUGAGCUCGGGCGUGGAGGAUUCGGAGCAGUUUAUCAUACUGUUCUGCGGGACGGACACUCGGUUGCAAUCAAGAAGCUUAUAGUUUCAAGCCUUGUCAAGUCUCAAGAGGAUUUUGAGAGGGAAGUUAAGAAGUUUGGGAAAGUCAGGCACCAAAAUCUCGUGGCACUCGAAGGUUAUUAUUGGACUCCCUCGCUACAGCUCCUUAUAUACGAAUUUGUCUCCGGAGGUAGCUUGUAUAGGCUGCUUCACGAAGCAUCGGACGACAAUGUCCUAUCGUGGAACGAGAGGUUCGACAUAAUUCUCGGCACAGCGAAAGGCCUGGCUCACUUGCAUCAAUCAAACACAAUCCACUAUAACAUAAAAUCCAGCAACAUUCUUAUUGAUUGCAAUGGUCAACCUAAGGUGGGAGAUUAUGGUCUAGCAAGAUUGCUGCCAAUGUUAGACCGUUAUGUUUUGAGUAGCAAGAUCCAGAGCGCACUGGGUUACAUGGCGCCAGAGUUUGCUUGCAGGACAGUGAAGAUAACUGAAAAAUGUGACGUGUAUGGCUUUGGAGUCUUGAUUUUGGAGGUAGUUACAGGGAAGAGACCCGUAGAAUACAUGGAAGACGACGUUGCAGUCCUCUGCGACAUGGUACGAGCAGCAGUGGAAGAAGGAAGGGCUGAAGAAUGCAUUGACGGGAAGCUGAGGGGAAAUUUCCCUGCUGAAGAGGUCAUCCCCGUGUUGAAACUAGGCUUGAUCUGCACCUCCCAUGUACCAUCAAAUCGGCCCGACAUGAGAGAAAUGGUCAAGAUAUUGGAGAUGAUCAAAUGCCCAUCUGAAUUACAAGAAGAAUUUGGGAUAAACUAAGGCAACAACACAACCACAGAUUAAACCGGGACUCGCCUGGGAUUGUAUGGUGAAAAAAGAAUCCAGUGUGCUUAUCUGAAGAUGCCAAUGGACUGAAAAACCGUUAGAUGAAGUUACCAUCUGUACCUUUGCUUUGUUACUGUAAUUUCUGUUCUUUAACAGUCACUGGAUUCACUUUCACCAAUCUUCCUAUUUAGUUUCUUAGCUUUCUUUCUGGGCCUAAUCUGAGGCAACUUAAGCAGAUUCUCUUAUUUUUAAA